Molecule: messenger RNA, 2226 nt
Organism: Brugia malayi
Lineage: Eukaryota; Metazoa; Nematoda; Chromadorea; Rhabditida; Onchocercidae
Exons: 15
Coding region: 1-2226 (741 amino acids)
Cellular component (GO): cytoplasm
Molecular function (GO): ATPase inhibitor activity; protein-folding chaperone binding
Source: RefSeq, a predicted model, not a curated record
AUGUUGAAAAGCGUUUUCCCAAGAAGAUCAAAAAAACGACCACUUGAACAUGUCACUAAUGAUAGUGGCAAUUUUUUAAACAAAGCAGAUGGAGAAGAUGAAGUGAUCAAUAAGUUUUGUUUUUGUCACGAUAAAAAGCUUAGUAAAGAAUCACUACGACUGGUUAUUUUGGCUGAAAGUGAACGGCGGCUGUUGUUCGAUAGCGAAACUGUUUUGCCGGUGAAUACGCCUGAUAUCCCGGCUAAAACACCACUUUCAAACUGUGGUCGGUUUCGGUUUCUAAGACAUCGUCCAGAUGUUCCCUGUAUUGGACAAAUGAUAUUUGGCUCGCUGUCCACAACAAAAAAUGAAUCUUUCAAAAUACAUUCUUUAAGUGGUAGUAAACAAGUUAUGGUAAGUCGCAUUAUUUCAGUCCCGAAAAUGGCAGGACAAUCAAACAGCUACAACAAAAUACCCGUUGGUAGUACUAGUAGUGCUGAUUCGGAAAGCACUUAUUCAACAGUUUGCUCACUGGAAGGAUUGCGCAGUCGACCACAUUACAGCUCACAAUUGACUGAUCCUCCUGAAGGUUUUAUCCGAGUGCGGGAUGCUUUCUUACAAUUGGACACCGAAGAAGGAAGUAUAAAGCCUUGCCGGUCUUUCUCACCUAGUCGUCUUUCCCGGUAUCGUCGUAUGCAACUUGCACAGCGGGGCAAUUUAUGUGAUGAAAAUAAUUCCGGUCGUUGGUGCAUGCGAAGUCGUUUGAGUAGUUGUAGUUCAAUAGCAGACGAAGAAUCGAGACAGAUCGCAAUUGGAGUUCUAUUUCGAGAAGAAGAGAAACAGUUUUUGCUUUGCCAUAUUCCUCUUAUUGAAAUUGAAAUCAUUAAACUGGAAGCUCAAAUUCUGAAAGCAACACUUUCUCGCACCCGUUUUUUGCAUUUAUUAUUUGAGGCGUGGUUAGAAUUUGUACAUAAUGUUUGUCUGUUGUACAAUUCAUACAGGUUUCGUUCUCCCGUUUGGUUGAGUUUAAUGAAUGAAAGGGAGUAUGCUUCAACAGCUAACAACUUCUGCACUAAUUUAGCUGCACUGAUUUGUGAAUAUGAUUUGAAAUCCACGCGAUACUUUCUAUCCACUUUAUUAUCUUGUGUUUUGAUGAACCAUCUUGCGUGGGUCGCCAGUGUUACUCCAUCGGAAGACUGUGAAGAUCUUCAUCGUUCGCUUCUGAUGGGAACGAGCGGAAGUUCAGAUUGUAUGCGUUAUCCCUACAAUGCGCAGUUAGCUCAGUAUAUGGAAAUAAGUGGCAGUGUGGGCGGUGCUACACGUUUAGCUCGAACAGUUAUCAUCGGAAAUGACAUGAAAUUAAUCACGCAUUUGCUUUAUGUCCUCACAUAUUUUGUUCGAUGUUCAGCAAUUCAGCCAAAUGGAAGUAAAGCUGACAAAUGGAAUUCACAUCCAGGAAUGAGGUCUUUCUCACCGACCAGUUGUAACGAAAAUAGUAAUAUUGAUUUUGGCAAGAAAUACUCGUUAAGAGAGGAAGCUAAAGAGCCAGAGUUCGUGGUUCUUCGGGAGACAGCAGAACCGGGUGUUAAUGCGAAACGUUCUGGAUGGUGUUUUCCGUUAACAUGUGACACUGAUGAUUCGACGAAUUCAAGUUUGGCUUGGUCCAUGUUGGCUGGUCCUUGUGAUUCUUAUUGCUCACACUUUGUUAUAUGCGGGUUACGCUUGGCUGCCAUUGACUUGGAAGAGACUUAUUGUUCAGUGAUGUGCCACAUAAAAAAUGGGGAAUCAGAACUGAUCAACACAUCAUUUCCCGAGUCGUCCUUUUCAUCAGCUGCUAAUUCUGCACCACUUAGUCCAACUGUUGUAGUACUUGCCGAUGCCACGAACUAUACUGUGAAGAUGAUAUCGGGAGAUGAUACAAAUGUCGGUGAAAGUCUAAUGACGGCACCAUGUGAUGCAGUAGUUACGAUGCUUGAGCAGUUCGGUGAUUUGUAUCGGCUUGGCGCAGCGCCAACAUUUUUGUUAUCAUUUAUUGAAGACUGCUUGAGUCAUAUCUUGACACGAUCAUUGUCACUGGUGGAACUAUUGGGUGGUACCACAGGAAACAAAGGCAGAACACAGGUUACACCGUCCACAGUCACGGCAGAACGUGUUGUGAGUGUUAUUGGCUGUGAUUAUUCCGAUUUACGUCUUAUUGUUAAUGUUGCUGCUGUAUACUACCCUUCCGUUUUACAAGCUAUUAUAUAA